Messenger RNA from Capsicum annuum, 496 nucleotides. Its product is annotated as condensin-1 complex subunit CAP-D2-like. Gene Ontology annotation, biological process: mitotic chromosome condensation; meiotic chromosome condensation. Gene Ontology annotation, cellular component: condensed chromosome, centromeric region. The coding region runs from base 95 to 433 and encodes 112 amino acids. Gene Ontology annotation, molecular function: histone binding. The transcript has 2 exons. The record is from RefSeq and is a predicted model, not a curated record. Lineage: Eukaryota; Viridiplantae; Streptophyta; Magnoliopsida; Solanales; Solanaceae.
UUCUGUGCCAGAUUUUGGGAAUUUGGAGCAAACAAGGACCUUGGUUGCAUCACUGGAAGCAGGCUUGAGAUUUUCCAAUUGUGUGUCUGCCACAAUGCCAAUCCUUGUCCAAUUAAUGGCCUCAUCUUCUGCCACAGAUGUGGAGAACACAAUUCUUCUACUGAUGAGAUGCAGACAGUUCCAAAUAGAUGGUUCAGAAGCCUGCCUCCGGAAAAUGUUGCCACUGGUAUUUUCACAAGACAAAUCUAUUUAUGAAGCUGUUGAGAAUGCUUUCAUUACAAUAUAUGUAAGGAAGAACCCAGAGGAAACUGCUAAGAAUCUCUCGAAUCUUGCUAUAGAUUCAAAUAUUGGAGAUCUUGCUUCGUUGGAGUUCCUAAUUGGAGCCUUAAUGUCCAAGGGCGACUUAACGAGUAGCACAGUAUGUAAUCUAUAAAACCAUUCCAACAUUUUUUUCUUCUGAAUUGCUAAAUAAGAAAUCUAGAGAGGCGUGACUGCA